Molecule: messenger RNA, 4217 nt
Organism: Notothenia coriiceps (black rockcod)
Lineage: Eukaryota; Metazoa; Chordata; Actinopteri; Perciformes; Nototheniidae
Product: paired box protein Pax-5-like
Exons: 5
Coding region: 1-546 (181 amino acids)
Source: RefSeq, a predicted model, not a curated record
AUGGAUUUAUUCUCUUUAUUCUGUUCUAUUCUUUCUCCACUUCCUGUCUCUGCUCAGACGUCAGAUUAUUCGGGCAUGGCCUCACUAGCGGGAGGACUGGACGAGAUGAAGAACAGUUUGGGUAAUCCUGGUACAGGGGCGGAGUUAGGAGCCAGCGUGUCGGGUCCACAGUCCUAUUCACUUGUUCCAGGUCGAGACUUAGCCAGCACCACUCUGCCAGGCUACCCUCCUCAUGUUCCUCCCACUGGACAGGGCAGCUACUCCACCCCCUCUUUAACUGGCAUGGUACCAGGGGGAGAUUUUUCUGGCAGUCCAUACUCCCAUCCCCAGUAUUCCACAUACAACGAAUCGUGGAGAUUUCCUAACCCCAGCUUAUUAGUGUUUCAGCAGGAUUACGGGUCUCUCCUGGGAACGGAAAUCGGCUGCUCCUCCAGUCUCUUCACCAGCCAGGCUGGACAGAUGCAAGGGUCUCCGUACUACUACAGUACAUCAAGGGGGGCGGGGCCUGCUGCCACUGCAACAGCCUCCGCCUACGACCGCCACUGACCCCACCAACUAUGAGAAGAGGAGGAUGAAGAGAAGAGGAAGAGGAGGGACGAGAGGACGGAUAGCACCAGCACUGCACAGUUCAAACCUGUCUACGCAUGGACGACAAUGAGAAUGAAGAUUUCAAAUUUCUGACGUCAGUGAAUUUAGAAUUUUCUUUGAUUGACACGUAAGCCAACAAACGCACUGCUGGGGAGCAAAACAGACAUUCUUUAUUGGUAAUACAUUACCAUGAGGACACAGGCAUGGCAGUGUCAAUAACUGAUGGAGAUAGGACUGGUCAGAAGCAAGUGAAUCUCCCGUAAAAUAUCAAGGCUUGGCAUCCCAAUCAUCUACAAAUCCAAGGAGUCAGUGGACAAAGUAUGCAACAGUGACUGAAACUGUAUUGUGAUCUUCUGGGUAAAAUGUGAUUUCAGGAAGAGAAUAUUUCCAAGGAACUGAUUUGAGUUGAUUAGAGCAAAAUCACUUUUUCAAAGAACAAUUCUUUUUAAGCCCCAUCAAUCAAUCAAUCAAUCAAUUUUCUAUGCCAUUUUAUGGUGAAGUAAAGACAAUCCAAUUCACAUAACUUGACCAAAAUCACCCAUAUCAUUAUCAUUCUAGUCUCUUUACCGUACAUUCAACAAAUUUCCUGCUGGAAUCACAAUGCAUGAUUGAUGGGAUACCAUCAUUCACCAUGGCAGUGUUCAGCUUCACAAUUGAGUGUUCGCUAAGCACUGGCUCCUUCAGUUACUGUUGCAAUACCUGUCAAGCUUUCCCUUCUGCAGAACGAAGUAGCCACAAAACAGCAUUCCUAGCCAGUAGUCAUAUAGACUGAGCAAAUAUGUCCUUUAGUUCAACCAAUCAUCACCUUGACCCUUCAGAGGAUCUCUACAGCUCCAUGCACACUGCUUCAACAUGUGUAGAAAUCCAAAGCUUGACAGGCUUCCCAUGUCUAGUUGUGGUUGCUAAGCUCUGAUUGGAUAUCUGCUGAUUGGGGGUUAGCUUUAGCAAAUGCUAAGUCCCAGGGGUUGAAGCCAGAUCCCAAUGUAUCACAGAACAUCUAACAUCAGUACUUCCAUUCAAACUUUCCCAGUAACUGACCAACAGGCCUUUCAGUAAAAGCACAGCCUAAAAUCUGAGCCCUCUGCUGUAAAAUAACAACUGUACAUGUUCACAUCAGACCAAAAUCAUACCCACUAGGGAGCGUUAUUGUACAGGAAGGUGCUAUCCUACCUCCCCGGCCAAGAUUUAGUCCUGAACAAGAGCUAUUUAUAAUGGGAGGAGACACAGAGUAAUAUAUUAAGAAGUUUUCUGCGCUGCACUCCGUGAUGAGAGUGAAUGCCUGUAAUGAUUUAUAAUUAUGUUUCACGCUGUUGUGCUAGAAUAGUGAUGAUGAUGAUGAUGAUGACGAUGAUGAUGAUGCAGUGAAAUAUGAAAUCUUAAUAACGUUCAAUAUGAAAAAAAGUAUUGUUUAUAAAUAUGAACCGAUUGCGAUUUUCUUGUUUAUAGUUUGUUGCCUGGUAUCAGUUGACACAGGUGCCAUUGAAUAAGAUGCCAUUUGUAUCUGCUUCCUGAUUAUUGAUGUGAAGAGACAGGAAGCAGUGGCACCCUCUCUUUCUCUCUCUCUCGCUCUCUUUCUAUUUCUCUCUUUAAACUCCCCAAAGAUGGGCCCCCACUAGUGGAUCGGCUGACUAACUACAAAAGCACAAAGAGACUCAAUCAUCAUUUAAAGGCGACAUUUUACUUUUUUGACUUCCCUUUAGAACCAUUAAGUAAUUCUUCGUCUUCUACUGCCCCUUUUGAGUGCUUGUCCUUGUGCUGUUUGACAUCCUGAAAUUGUUUCUAUAAAAGCAUUGCGUUCGUGAAAACACAAGUGAAACUUUUAUUUUUGUUUGUCUCCUACAUCAGUUCUGCGCUGUGACAAUGUAUGACACCAGGGUCGAGGCCUUACCCAUCAUGUACAGACAGAAGGACACAGUUGCCCAGCCCUCAGUGCUGAUCUGAUAUCAGUGUAUUAUAUGUGUGAGGGCCCACAGUGUUGAUCUUGUGAAAGGGCAAUAUCUUCCUAAACCUGUACGUAGCUUCAUGUCUCAUUUAUGUUCAUUCAAACUUGUACAGCAAUCAGUGAUUAGGAAGAUAAGUCACAAUGUCAAUAGCAGUUUCAACUUUUCACAAUUUAGAUUUUAGUGAUAAAACUUUCUUUAUGAUAAAAAAAAAACUAAGAGGUGUAUGGUGUCGUUUUAGCCAUUGUCUGCAAGUGUUUACAUAUCUUUUGUUUGUUUUGGUUCUGUGUGGCUGACUGUAGCGCUUCAUUGCUACUGUGUAGUUUUACUAGCCAACCGAGUGAAGGCACCAAAUCUGCAGCGUGAGACAUACAAUUUAGCUAAAUGAAAAAUACCUAUAAACACUGAACAAAGCUCUUAGUUUCUCCAUCUAUGUUGUUACUGGGUUUUGAAAAUUGUGAUAGUGGAUCCUUUUACAUUUGUGAACCUUAAAAGUUGUGUAUCCACAACUCUAAAGCAGAUUCUUAUGAAGGCUCGCCUGCUGUGCUGCCAGCGUGCAUCGCAGCAGGAGCCUCUCCUUAUUUCUGUUGUUCUCUCUUGAUCUUUCUGAGGCAUUAUUGAACCUGAACCACACCAGCUGAAAACAAGGACAGUGCCUUUAGUUUUAUAUGUCAACUCCCCCCCCGACUGACCACGCAUCAUAGAAACAAGAUUUAUGGUCCCUCCCUGCAACUCCUUAAACAAAAGCCUGCGCACACAUGGCCAAUUUUAUAUAAAGCCUUUCACGAAUAAAUAACAGCCAGUUAUUCAAACUCUGGUUACCAAUAGUAACAUUGCAGCUCUGCUAAGGAGAUAGCCCUUAUCCAGCACCAUUUCAGUCAGAGAUUCAUAAAAAUGGUCAUGAAAGUCAUCAUUCCUGUAAGGAGGGUUAAUGUAUUUAGCCAUACAACUGUUUCAUUGAUUUCCAUGAAAUUGUGUUAAACAUUCAUGUUCCCCAGAGGAUGAACCCUUAUUAUCCUCUAGUGACACCAGCAGGUCCAGAGUUUUUAAUAGUAUCAGCUACAUUAUGGAUUGGCACAUUUUAAAAAGAAACUCCUGAUUCCAAGAAAAUGUACUAAUGUACUUUGGUUAUGCACUCACUUAGUGCUACAACGAGGUUGGCUUGUGGUUUUCAGUGAAGGUUUUUCAAUAUUUUAGUUUAUGCUUGUAUGAUGGGAAACAUGGCAUACAAUUUACCUGUUAGAAUUGUGUUUGUGAACAUGUUUACAUUAAUAUCAAUGCUUUCUGUCACUAAAUACAGUCACAAAGCUGCUAGCAUAGCUUUACACAUUUGUUGUUUUAACCCAAUGUGAUUUUCUUUCCAACUUCAGUUACUAACAAGAUUGUUUUACCAUUCCCUGAGUUAAUGUUCUGAUAAUCCUCCCAUAACACAUUUUCUAACCGAAUCUCUGACUGAAAUAUACAGUUUUGAGAAAUAUUCAAGCAGGACCAAGAUGUGUUGUAAACCGCCCCUCAGUAGGACCAACUGUGUUGACAAGAAUAAAGAAAGGCAAAAAAUGUAUUUAUAAGCCACGUAAGCUACAGACAUGUUACAACUCUGUUCAUCAUUAUCAUUGCUUUUUUUUCAUCAAAAAGAGCAUCUUACAAUUGAAUGACACCCGUUUACCACAAAGACACACACACACACAC